GCGCUGUAGGGGUGGCUGACAGGACCCGCCCCUUGUUUAUGUGGUGGCGCGGCCCGUCCUCCAUGUUGGGAAGGUGAGGGGAGAGGAGUGAGGGGAGGACGGGGAUCUCCAGCGAUCCGAGCCCGCCCGGACUACAUGCUGAGGAGGCAGGCAGAGCGCCCGGAGCCCCGGGGGAGCCCCCAUGGACGGCACGUCCAUCAUCACCCAGGUCACCAACCCCAAGGAGGAGGCCGUCCUGUCCUGCGCCCAGGAGAAGGUUUCACAAUGCAAUAUCAGCCUGAAAAAGCAGCGAAACAGAAGCAUCUUCAGCUCGCUGUUCUGCUGCUUCCGCAGCUACAGCGUCGAGCCGCCAUCCUCCAAUAACAACACCAGCCCGCUGCCUCCGUUGGUGGAAGAAAAUGGCGGCAUUCAAAAGGGUGAUCAGACGCAAGUCAUUACCAUUCCUACUCCACCUCUUAAAUACCUCCUUCCAGAGCUGAAAGUGCCCGAAUAUGGCAAGAAGUGCGUGGUCAUUGAUCUGGAUGAAACCUUAGUACACAGUUCUUUUAAGCCGAUUAACAAUGCCGACUUUAUUGUCCCUGUCGAGAUUGAUGGAACAAUACAUCAGGUGUACGUGUUGAAGAGGCCGCACGUAGAUGAAUUCCUUCAGAAGAUGGGCGAGUUGUUUGAGUGCGUCCUGUUCACGGCCAGCCUGGCGAAGUAUGCCGACCCCGUGGCCGACUUGCUGGAUCGAUGGGGCGUGUUUACGGCGCGACUCUUUCGAGAAUCCUGCGUGUUCCACAGAGGAAAUUAUGUGAAAGAUCUGAGUCGUCUAGGAAGAGAUCUGAGCAAGGUCAUCAUAGUGGACAACUCGCCAGCAUCCUACAUCUUCCACCCGGAGAAUGCGGUCCCCGUGCAGUCUUGGUUUGAUGACAUGUCGGAUACGGAAUUGCUCGAUUUAUUACCCUUCUUCGAAGGGCUAAGCAAAGAAGAGAACGUUUACAACAUGCUGCAUAAACUUUGCACCAGGUAGCCCCAACGGCGCCCUCCAGUGGUCGGCUGUGAUCUGCAGCGGCUGCAGACUAAAACC
Nanorana parkeri is the source of this 1069-nucleotide messenger RNA. It is a transcript of the gene CTDSPL, whose product is annotated as CTD small phosphatase like. The coding region runs from base 182 to 1012 and encodes 276 amino acids. The record is from RefSeq and is a predicted model, not a curated record. Lineage: Eukaryota; Metazoa; Chordata; Amphibia; Anura; Dicroglossidae. The transcript has 9 exons. Gene Ontology annotation, molecular function: RNA polymerase II CTD heptapeptide repeat phosphatase activity.